Coregonus clupeaformis (lake whitefish) is the source of this 2333-nucleotide messenger RNA. RefSeq names its product A-kinase anchor protein 17A. The coding region runs from base 150 to 2333 and encodes 727 amino acids. NCBI's taxonomy places the organism in Eukaryota, Metazoa, Chordata, Actinopteri, Salmoniformes, Salmonidae. The record is from RefSeq and is a predicted model, not a curated record. The transcript is spliced from 10 exons.
UCGAAAGUUUCCGCCUGGAGCUACAUUUGUUGUGCAGAACACUGCAGUUAACUGACGUCUUGUGAACAUAUUCUAGUUUUGACACAUGCAAACAACAUAAAGUACAUAUAUUUAGCAGCUGGUGAAACAGCUCUCUGUAGUCAGGUGUCAUGAUGACCACCAUCGUCCAUGACACCACUGAGGCGGUGUGUCUGUGUCAGGAGUACAACCUGUUCCUGAAACCCAUCGCCAAGAUGACUGUGAGUGUGGCACUGCCCCAGCUGAAGCUGCCUGGGAAGAGCAUCUCUAACUGGGAGGUGAUGGAGAGGGUGAAGGCCAUGGUAGCUCCUGAACAGUUUUCUGCCCUCAGGAUCUCUAAGAGCACCAUGGACUUCAUUCGCUUUGAGGGCGAGGUGGAGAACAGAGGGGUUGUGAAGAUCCUGCUGGCCAAACUGGACGGGAAGAGCAUCAAACUCAGCGGCUUCACUGACAUACUCAAGGUGCGUGCGGUAGAGAAUAAGAUGGACUUCCCAACACGUUACGACUGGGACUCGUUCUUCCGUGACGCCAAGGACAUGAACGAUACUGUUCCAGGGGAGAGGCCAGACACCAUCCACCUGGAGGGCCUGCCCUGCCGCUGGUUUAUCCUGCCUGACGGACCCCCCGACCGGCCCUCCGAGACCGCCCUGCAGGCCAUCUUCCAGGGUUUUGGUCCGGUGCGUCACGUGGACAUCCCAAUGCUGGACCCGUACAGAGAGGAGACACUGGAUAAGAACUUCAACACCUUCACCUUCGGUGGCCAUCUUAACUUUGAGGCUUACGUCCAGUACCAGGAGUACGAUGGCUUUGCCAAGGCCAUGGACACACUGAGAGGCAUGAAGCUCAUGUACAAAGGAGAGGACGGCAAAGCUGUAGCCUGCAACAUCAAGGUGACCUUUGACACCAGUAAGCACCUGAGUGACGUGGCUCUGAAGAGACGCCAGCAGGAACGACUGAGAAUACAGGAGCUGGAGAGACAGAGGGAGGAGCAGAAACGCAGAGAGAAGGAGGAGGAGGAGAAACGCAAGGAGGAGGAAAGGAAACAGAAGGAGGUGGAGGAGGAGGAAAAGGUGCGGAGAAAAGAGGAGAGGAUACGGAAACGAGAGCAGAAGCUGAGAGAGAAGGAGGAGAAGAGGAACAUAAAGAAGGUGAAGAGGAGGCAGGAGGCGGAGCAGAAGAAGUUGCAGAUGAAGAUCGCGGCGGAGGAGAGAAGGCUGUUGUUAGCUCAGAGGAACCUGGAGUCUAUACGCCUUAUCGCUGAACUACUGAGCAGGGCCAAGGCUCUGAAACAGCAGCAGCAGGAGAAAGAGAGAGCGGAGAGAGAGGAGCGAGAGAAGGAGGAGUUAGCCAGGCAGAAGGAGGAGUUUGCCAGGCAAAAGGAAGAGUUAGCUCGGCAGAAGCAGCUGAAGGCCUGCAGGCGGGAGCAGGAGGCGGAGCUGAGACGUGUGGAGUUAGAGAAGGGGCGUGCCUUGGAUCUGCAGCGCAGAGAGAGAGAGCUGAGGGAGAGACUGGUUGGUAAUCUGCUGAAGAAGGCUGGAGGAGAGGGAGAGAACCAGACCACCACCCAGCCGUCAGCCCUGACCAUGCCCAGGGGAGACAGCUCCGACCUGGGGAAGACGGCCAGGGCCCUGGGUGUGAACGGGGUUAGACCAAGGGGAGAGGAGAGACCCAGAGCUACCGUACGAUCACACGUCCACGAGAAACAGAUGGGAGAGAGGGGGGAGAGGCGAGGAGAAUGGGAGGAGAGGAGAGGAGAAUGGGAGGAGAGGAGAGGGGGCAGAAAGGACAGGAAAGGAGGCAUGGAGGAGAGGAGCGGUUAUGGGUUGAGAAGCAGAGCGGUGAGGGAGAGGAGUCGGUCCCACAGCCGGGGCAGGAGGAGGUACAGCCACAGCUGGAGACGCAGUGGUAGCAGGAGAAGAAGAAGCUCUAGUAGAAAGAGGAGUGAUAGUCGGAGGAGGAGAAGCGAUAGCAGACGGAGGAGAAGGCGUAAUUCUAAGAGGAGAAGCUAUAGCAGGAGGAGGAGUGGUAGUCGUAUGCACAGGAGACGCAGUCACCAUGGACGGGGCCGCAGCAGCAGGAGCACCAGCCGUGAUUGGAGCAGAAGCUCUAGUGGGAGGAGCCACAGCAGAGGGAGGAGGAGCCAUAUACAUAGUCGACAUAGAGACAGCAGAUCUAGUAGCAGCAGCUCUAGGAGUAGAGAGAGGAGCUGGGAGAAAGACAGGAGCAGGGAGAAAGAGAGGAGCAGGGAGAAAGAUAGGAGCAGGGAGAAAGAGAGGAGAGGCCUCGCAGGAACACUCAAUCUCAUACAGCGAUAG